UUUUCGGAUGUAAAACCAAUUUAGACACCGGCGCAUUUUAAUUUCUGCUGCGAUAACAAACCGCGGAAAUUGCCCAACGAUCAUCCUCCGACAGACUUACCUACCCAACAAACCACAUCGCGCCGAGCCAGCAGUUACACCACACCGCAUCAGUCAAGAUGGCCAAGAAGACGACCCUCGCCGAGUUCGAGUCGGUAUUCCCUAAGCUCGAGGAGGUCCUCCUCGAGCACGCGCAAAAGUACAAGCUUCCCAAGGAGGAGCUGGCAUGGUACAAGAAGAGUCUCGAGAUCAACACCCUCGGCGGAAAAUGCAACCGCGGCAUGUCGGUCCCCGACUCGGUCUCCCUGCUGCUCGACAAGCCCCUCAACGAGGAGGAGUAUUUCCAGGCGGCGACGCUUGGCUGGAUGACGGAGCUCCUACAGGCCUUUUUCCUCGUUUCGGACGAUAUCAUGGACAGCAGCAUCACGCGCCGCGGCAAGCCCUGCUGGUACCGGCACGAAGGCGUCGGCAUGGUCGCCAUCAACGACGCCUUCUUGCUCGAGGCCGCCAUCUACACGCUGCUGCGCAAGUUCUUCCGCGAGCACGCUAGCUACGUCGACCUGCUCGAGCUUUUCCACGAGGUCACCUUCCAGACCGAGCUGGGCCAGCUCUGCGACCUUCUGACGGCCCCCGAGGAGCAGGUCAACCUCGACAACUUCAGCAUGGAGAAGUACCGCUUCAUUGUCGUCUACAAGACGGCCUACUACUCCUUCUACCUGCCCGUCGCCCUCGCCCUCCACUGCCUCAACAUCGCCACCCCCAAGAACCUCAAGCAGGCCGAGGACAUCCUCAUCCCCCUCGGUGAGUACUUCCAGAUUCAGGACGACUACCUCGACAACUUCGGCCUGCCCGAGCACAUUGGCAAGAUCGGCACCGAUAUCAUGGACAACAAGUGCAGCUGGCUCGUCAACCAGGCCCUGCAGAUCGCCACCCCCGAGCAGCGCAAGAUACUCGAGGACAACUACGGCCAGAAGGACAAGACCAAGGAGGCCGUCAUCAAGAAGCUCUUUGACGACAUGAAGCUCAAGGAGCGCUACCACGAGUUCGAGGAGAAGCGCGCCAACGAAAUCAAGGUCAUGAUUGACAACAUUGACGAGAGCGAGGGUCUCAAGAAGGGUAUCUUUGAGGCCUUCCUCGCCAAGAUCUACAAGCGCAGCAAGUAGACCGUGUCUGUUUAUCCCCCUCAUACAUAAUUAAUGCGGUCUCUCUGCGUGGGUCAUCGUCGUUACACCCUUGCCAGAGCCGGGCGGGGAGUAGGGGUUCUCGUCAACAAAGGGGCAAGGAGAGAAGGAGAAGGAAAGAUACCUGAGUCCGAUUGAUUUCGACAGAGAUGACAACGACAAUAGACAGUUAGAAUCAUGCAUAUCCAUUAUUAAAGUAAAACAAAAGAAAAAAAUGCUCCAACUAGAUUUUUUGAUCUUCGUUUCCCUGCCGCUGGUUCGUUCAUCUCUCUCAAAGUUGAUUUUUGUGACCGACAUAUUCGUCGGCACGCGGGUAUCUUACAUGUUAAAUGACCCAUUACGCCCAGGAUCGCGAGCACAGCCUCUGUGCGCAUCGCUCCUUUCACUACAAGCACGCGGUCUUUCUCUCCUCGCCAGCUUUCCUCCUUGGGUUUCUCGUUCAACGUCCCU
Molecule: messenger RNA, 1670 nt
Organism: Colletotrichum destructivum
Lineage: Eukaryota; Fungi; Ascomycota; Sordariomycetes; Glomerellales; Glomerellaceae
Product: Putative polyprenyl synthetase, isoprenoid synthase domain superfamily
Exons: 3
Coding region: 159-1202 (347 amino acids)
Biological process (GO): trans, trans-farnesyl diphosphate biosynthetic process
Cellular component (GO): cytoplasm
Molecular function (GO): dimethylallyltranstransferase activity; (2E,6E)-farnesyl diphosphate synthase activity
Source: RefSeq, a predicted model, not a curated record